UUGUUUGCAUGUCUUUUCCUCCCCUUGUACGCCAGACCACGACCUGCAUAAAUACCACCAGAUUAUUAUCCAACAUCAGAAAGAAAGCAGCACGUCAGGAAAAACAUAAGAGGACAAACAUCAUGUUGAAAAAAGCCUUUGCAGUCUACAUUUACGCACAGGUGGCUCUUUGCGCACUGGUGAGCGCGCAGUGUCCGGCGCGCUGCAGCUGUCCGGAGCCUCCGCCGUGCGCCCGGGGUGUCCGACUCGUUUUGGAUGACUGCGCGUGUUGUCUGGUGUGCGCGAGGCAGCGCGGUGAGCUCUGCUCGGACAGAAACCCCUGCGACACACAGAAAGCUCUCCGGUGCGAUUACGCCGGCAGUGUGCACAAGAGGACAGGUGUCUGUGUAGCUCACAAGGAAAAUGUUUGUCGACUGGAUGGUGCCGUCUAUCAAAAUGGAGAGACAUUCUUCCCAAGCUGCAAGUACCAGUGCAUCUGUAAGGAUGGUCAGAUUGGGUGCGUGCCACGCUGCAACCUAGACGUGAUGCUGCCGGGACCCGACUGCCCGUUUCCACGGAGGAUCCAGGUUCCAGGAGAGUGCUGUGAGAAAUGGGUGUGCAAUGCUCAGGAUGAGAUCAGUGCACUCGGCGGCUUUGCGAUGGCUGCUUACAGGCAGGAAGAGACGGUGGGCUUUGACCAGUGGGACUCCAGUGUGAACUGUAUCGAGCAGACCACAGAGUGGAGCGCCUGCUCCAAAACCUGUGGCAUGGGAAUGUCCACUCGAGUGACCAAUAAGAACAAACGCUGCGAGAUGACCAAGCAGAGCAGACUUUGUAUGAUCAGACCCUGUGAAAACCUCAACAACCAGAGAACCACAAUAGGGAAAGGCCGGUGUCUAAAAACAAAGAGAGGCACUAAAGCCUCUCGCUUCACUUUUAAGAACUGCACCAGCGUCCAGGCCUACAAACCCCAGUUUUGUGGGCUGUGCAGUGACGGCCGGUGCUGCACCCCUCACAGCACUAAAACAGCUCAGGUGGAGUUCCAGUGUCCUGAAGGCAAGACCAUCCGGAGACCUAUGAUGUUCAUUAACACCUGUGUUUGUCAUCACCACUGCCCAAAAGACAACACCAUCUACCAGCCGCCUGCCAGCACUGUUCACAGCAGCCUCCGACUUUGAGAACUAGGCAUAUCAUUGGAGGGAAAGAAUAAAAUGUGAAUUAAUCCAUGAAGUUCAUAUACUAUAUGCACUUACGCUUUUUGAGAAUGAAAGUGUACAGUUUGGAAAGAAAUGUAGAAAGUGACAUCUUGGAGAGGGUCUACUGUGUAUGAAGUUGCCCCAACAAGAGGACUUCAAAGACUUGCACACUAAGCCGCACUUACAGUAUAAGUGUAUGGAUGUCACUGCUUUAACAAAAUAUAAACAGUAAAGAAAUUAAGACAAAAAGUAUUUGUACACUUUUGAUAAAAUAAUAUAAAGUAGAUUAGUGAUUAACUACACUUGUGGUUACUCUAUAAGGACACGCAUGUUAACCUGUGGGAUACUGCAAGUUUGUUACAAGUAAUUGCCAAAAUUGAAAGUGAUGGUCUGGCAUGAUUUGUUUGUAGAUAAAAUGAAAUCUAUAUAUCUUAAGGGUGGCUGAGUUGUUCUUCUUUACGGCACUGUGCAAAAGUAAAGUCUUGAUAUUGAUGGAUCUAACUUAUUUGCACAUUGAUCUCAGCCAAAUCACCUUCAGUCUGUGCUGUCUGGCUUUGUAAGCUGGUUUUAGUUCAGCACUUCAAAAAAGCUUUUCACCAAUGUUACAUAAAUUUAUUUGGUGAAAGGUUUGUGUAAAGGUGACCUCUCCCAUGCCCUUGUGUAAUGAAGAGAGCAGCGUGUCUUGUGUGUUAGGUCAGUCACAUAGUUGAGGAAAAUUCUUCAAGUUUUUUUCCUGUGAUAAAAACUAUUCUUCUUUUCUUUAUAUGUGAGGAUAUCUUUCUUCAGAAGCUGAUUUUAAUAUUUGUUUUGUAUAUACUUUUUGUGUAGUUUAUAAAAUGUUUUAUACACUUUAUAUGUGGCCUUACUUUGACUGUGAAAUAAAAAUGCACAUUUAAAAAAACAGUAACACAUUUUUUUACACUUCUAGUGCUGCAUAUGUAUUUCUUAAUAAAGUUGUAUUUUUUGUUAAUAAAAAGUCUUAGUUAUUGGAUAUACUUGCAAGACUUCACGAUCCCAAGCAUACAGUAGAAAAUGCGCCAUCUUGUGAUUAAACUAAUAUUGAAAUCUUUGUAAAUUCAAGGAAAGAAUUGGUAGAUUUAUUGGAUGUUUUUUAUUUAUUUAAAAAAUUAUCAGCCAAUCAAAGCAGAGUUUGAAAGCUUAUUAUGUCUUUUUGUUUAUAAUGUGUAAAUAGUAAAA
Paramisgurnus dabryanus is the source of this 2372-nucleotide messenger RNA. Its product is annotated as CCN family member 3-like. Gene Ontology annotation, cellular component: extracellular region; extracellular matrix. Gene Ontology annotation, molecular function: heparin binding; integrin binding. The record is from RefSeq and is a predicted model, not a curated record. Gene Ontology annotation, biological process: cell adhesion; positive regulation of cell differentiation; chondrocyte differentiation. NCBI's taxonomy places the organism in Eukaryota, Metazoa, Chordata, Actinopteri, Cypriniformes, Cobitidae.